GUAUUAAUAACUUAAAUAAAAUGAAUUACUUAAUUGUAGCAACCAUUAUUUUAUUAACAGGAGCAGAUAAAACAAUGUGUCCACUUGAGAUAGAUACAUCAGUAUCUUGUACAAAAGAACAUAAACCUGUAUGUGGAUAUUCAGCAGAAGGACUAGUAAUUUUUAAGUUAAAAUUUAGUAAAUUGGAACAUUAUUUAAUGCUUGUUUUGCUUGUAGAGCUGAGAAAGUUAGAUAUUAUGAAAAUGAUGCUUGUAAAGUAUAAAGUUCAGAAACUACAACAAAUACAAGUUCAGAAACCUCUUCAUAAACAACAUCAAAUAGUAAUACAAUAUAUAAAUGUAAUAUUCCAAAAUCAGAUAAUCCAAUAUGUCCUGCUAUGUAUUGAUUAAUAAUAAACUUAGUUUUAAACCUGUUUGUGGAUUAUUUAUAUCAAGCAUCUAAUGUUUUAAGUAACCAUGUGGAAGAACAUUAGGAAAUGAAUGUGAAGCUUGUUCAGAUAAAAAUAUAGAUUCUUAUUUUUAUGGAGAAUGUGAAGAAAUUCCUAAAGAGUAUCUUUUUGAUUUUAAUAAUUUUAGAGAUCCAUAAAACCCACCUGAUGAUAGUAUAACUUAUUGUACAGAACCAAGACCAGAUAUUUGUACUCUCGAAUAUAUAGAAACUUGUGCUUUCCUUUCAACGCCAUGUUUUUCUGAUUCUUGUAUGAAAUCUGUUGGAAACUAAUGUGAUGCAUGUUCUAAUAAGGAUGUAGUUGGAUAUGUCAAAUAAUCAUGUGCAAAAUAUUAGUAUAGAUUUAAUAUUAAUUAAUUAGAUAAACAUAUACAUAAGAUGAAACUAAUAUCAAUUAGAAGGAUCCUAAAUCUAAUUCUUAAAAUGAUGAAUAAGAUUUAGAUCAGAACAACAAUACAUUAUAAUAACAAUGUAGUGUAUUAAAACCGAGUGCUUGUGAUGAUGUUGUAAAGGAAGUUUGUGCAACUUAUAAAUGCAAUGAUUCUACUUGUUAAAAAGAAUAUCAAAAUGAAUGCUAAGCUUGCUUAGAUUCAACAACAAUUUCAUAUAGUUAGGGUAAAUGUUAAACUCUCUCUGGAACCAUCUUGAGUAUCAUGAGUUUAACCUUAUUUAUAUAACUAAUUAUUUGAAAUGAAUAUUCAAUAAAUACAUAUACAGAAUUAAAAAUAUAUGAACAAAUUAUUAUUAAUAUUUAUAACAACA
Messenger RNA from Paramecium sonneborni, 1209 nucleotides. The record is from the annotation of a GenBank genome assembly. NCBI's taxonomy places the organism in Eukaryota, Ciliophora, Oligohymenophorea, Peniculida, Parameciidae.